This is a messenger RNA of Hyaloperonospora brassicae, 723 nucleotides long. NCBI's taxonomy places the organism in Eukaryota, Oomycota, Peronosporomycetes, Peronosporales, Peronosporaceae. The record is from the annotation of a GenBank genome assembly.
AUGACGAAGAAGGGAUCGUGUCGGGUGCUCCUCUUGCUGCUGGGCGCAUGUGUGUUCGUCCAUACAAUAACCAGUCAAUUGGUCGACGACCAAACGUUCUUUGCAGGGGCUCAGAGCCUAAACGCAAGGUCCAGUUCCUCUCAGUGGGGAUCGUCGCAAAGUCCAACGAAAGUAUCCGCUAGCAACGAUUUCAGCCUGAGUGACAGCCGAGCGGGCAGUAAAUCGAGCACCGACGGUGCAUUGGAGAGCUCUGCGAGUGAAGGAAGCAUGGACGAUAGCGAGAGCGGCAGUUACUCUGGCUCGAGCAGCUCGAGCUUGGAGUACGAGUGCGACUGCCGAUCGGUCCGUCGGGUGUCGCUCAUGGGAGCCUCGGACUACUGCCUAGCACCGAACGCGUCCCUCAGCAGCAAGUGCGGCAACGUUGAUCUACGUGAAGAUGGUGGCUGCCCGAUCGUUGGAGCGCAGCCGUGCUCUUCCAAGGGUCACGUCCUCACGAACGACUCGUUCUGCGAGCUGGACAGAAAGGAUGACACGUACAAGUGCGUGGCCAGCAAGAACGACUUGGACAUCCAAAAGAAUGGCAAGAAGAAGAAAAAGAAUGCGAACCGCCGCCACGGGUCCGAAUCGGAGGCAAGCGCGUCUUCGAUGCAUUUGGCGCUGACGGCGCGUCAAGUACUUGCAAUCGUGGCUUGCGUGGCAGUCGGCAUAAUGGCGCUAGUGUAG